Molecule: messenger RNA, 3501 nt
Organism: Perca fluviatilis (European perch)
Lineage: Eukaryota; Metazoa; Chordata; Actinopteri; Perciformes; Percidae
Gene: glsb
Product: glutaminase b
Exons: 12
Coding region: 1769-2761 (330 amino acids)
Biological process (GO): L-glutamine catabolic process
Molecular function (GO): glutaminase activity; protein binding
Source: RefSeq, a predicted model, not a curated record
UGAUAAGCCCUAUUUCAACAAACGGUGGCGUAUUCCUUUAACAAAGUGUACAAGACACAACAGGUGCUGUCAUUGAGGCGUCUUUCUGUUUGUGUUGCUGUCGUCGCACAACUGCUCAACUUUCAAAGGUGUGAAGUCACAAAAGGCAAACUCUAGGAUUUAUAGUUGUUAGCCAGUUAGCAAUUUGAGUAGAAGGUAAAUUGUGUUAAAUGCUGUACUAAAAUACACAUAAGUCAUCACAGUCAGCGGUGAGUAAGUUGGCUUUUAGUAGUGGUUUAGUAGUUUUUUAAUAGUUCAACAUUUUAGGAAAUACACAUUUAGCUUUCUCAGAAAGUAAGAUGAGAAGAUUAUCAAUUUAUCAAUCAAUUUAGGGCAUCGUUUUGGUUUUAUGGCCUGCAGCUCUCCGGUUUUGCUCACUUUCUCAGCUGUCAUUAACGUCGCUUUCAGCUGCAGCAGUAAAAGGUUGUAAGUAAACCACUACAUGCACAGCACCAAACAGCAGACAGACAAAGUUAGCGACUAGAUGAACAUAGUGGAGCAUUUAGCAGCUAAAGAGCCAAAAGAGAGAGCAGCUAGAGACCAAAAACAGCUAAAAGGAGAGUUAAUACUGAGCUAACACGACUCCCAAUAAAUUCUAAUCUUGCUUUGUAAGCAACUGCUUACACAUUCUGCACAAAAUGUCAAAAGUUCACACGGCAAUGUUGUGUUUACAGCUUGUAUUGCUGGCACCAAGUGGCAAAAAAAAAUUAAUUAAUGCUGCUGCAAUUCAAAGCUGGAGGCCAGACAUGUUUAGCUAGCUUAGCAAAAAGACUGGAAGCAGGGGGAAAACGGCUAACCAGGAAUGUAUAAAUGACAAUUUGAGGUAUUGGGGGGUUGCUGCUGUUUUUUAGCGAGUGUCGAAGGAUAUGGUUGGUGAGCACAGGGUAUGGUUUUGGACUGUGAGAAGCAGUGUGAUGAUGAGUUAUGUGUUUUGAAUAGUUCCAACACAUAACUCCCUCUAAAGAAAUGCAAUACUUUGAGCUUUAGUGUUGGUAGGUGUGCUUCUGAACACGCCACCAAGCUAGCCGAUUCCCUCUGCUUCACUCUUUAUGCUAAACUAGCCAAACGCGUUCGACAUGAGAUUAUUAUUGAUCUUUUCAUCUCACUCUCAGAAAGAAAGCACAUAAAAUGUUGAACUAAUUCUUAAACAUUGCUGGCAGUGGUGUGAGCAGAUCUUUACUGGGCUAAGAUAAAGCAGAAGAACAUUCUUUGUAUUUUAAAUCAUCUAUUUCAGGAAAACUACUCUUCUAUUCUUUAUAAAUACCACAUAGUCCAGUGAGGAACUCCUUUUAUACUCAGGAGCCUAGCUGUACUCCUGCGCUCACAGUAGUCAAGUCAAACUACAAACUACACUUUGUAGUGUGUGGAUAAUUAUAUGUGCAGGUUACUCUUCCACCACCCAGCAAACCUGUUGCUGCAUAAGUCACAUUACAGAAGUGAAUCAAAGACAUCACCUCACAUUUGCAAAGCCAAUCACGUGUGUGUCUGUGUCCAUCCGCCCACCAUUGCCAUCAGUGUCUCAAUGUGUUGUUUUUUUUCUAUAAUGAAGCACGAAUGUCAAGCCGUUGGUCAGGUUGCUCAGUUAGCUUUAACCUUGGUGGGAAAACUAUGGGAUGGUUGCUGUGGCAGAAUGCCCCAAACUGUUGUUACAUGGUGCUUGAAGGCUACAUGUUGUUGCUAUUUUUGUAUGUUGUUGCAUAUUUUCCAGACUUAGGAACUGUGGGAAAUAAUGACUGCUGCUGCAGGUCAAAUGACGUUGCAAGGUGCAAGCAACGCAGAAAGAUUUGAUUAUGUCAUGAACUUUCUGAAAAAAAUGGGUGGAAACGAGUAUGUGGGUUUCAGCAACGCCACAUUCCAGUCAGAGCGUGAGUCAGGAGACAGGAACUUUGCCAUCGGCUACUACCUGAAAGAAAAAAAGUGUUUUCCAGAGGGGACAGACAUGACAUCUGUACUGGACUUCUACUUCCAACUGUGUUCGAUUGAGGUGACCUGCGAGAGCGCCAGUGUCAUGGCAGCCACCCUGGCUAACGGUGGCAUCUGUCCAAUCACGGGCGAGCGUGUGCUGAACCCCGAGGCGGUGAGGAACACCUUGAGUCUGAUGCACUCCUGCGGCAUGUACGACUUCUCAGGACAGUUUGCUUUCCACGUCGGUCUGCCUGCCAAGUCUGGAGUAGCGGGGGGGAUCCUGCUGGUUGUACCCAACGUGAUGGGUAUUAUGUGCUGGUCACCUCCACUAGACAAGCUGGGCAACUCAGUCAGAGGAAUACAGUUCUGCACGGACCUCGUGGAGCGUUUCAACUUCCACAACUACGACAACCUGAGGCACUUUGCCAAGAAGCACGACCCUCGCAGAGAAGGAGGGGACCAGCGGGUCAAGUCUGUCAUCAACCUGCUGUUUGCUGCCUACACAGGAGACGUCUCUGCACUGAGGAGGUUUGCGCUGUCAUCCAUGGACAUGGAGCAGAGGGACUACGACUCUAGAACGGCCCUCCAUGUGGCAGCAGCUGAAGGACACACAGAGGUGGUGCGCUUCCUCCUGGAGGCCUGCAAGGUGAACCCAGUACCCAGAGACAGAUGGGGGAACACGCCGAUAGAAGAAGCGGUGCACUUUGGCCACCACGACGUGGUCACCAUCCUGCAGAAACACAAUGAGAAAUACAGCCCGCCCGCUGGGGCUGGCGACAAAGAGAGUGCUGAGAAGAACCUGGACAGCCUGCUGUAGACCUGCUGCACACAUCCAACAUACUUUAGGUGGACCAUUGUGCUUGAACAACUUUAUACAUUAGUGACCAUACUUUGGAUAUGUGUGGUGAAUUAGUUAUUGUUGCUGUGUCCCGUCUGGUGUGCUUUGCUUUGUGGCUGUACGUCGCUGCUCUACUUCAUAUCUCUCCCCUGCCUCUAUCAUAACGCUGUGUGUGUUGUGUGUGUGAGUGGGCGUCUUAUCAAUGCUGUUUAAACAAAUGAUACAAUAUCUGGACAUCUGUAAUGCAAUGCUUACGGUAUAUUACUCAUGUCAUGUGUCGGUCAGAGGUGGGAGACUCUAGUAACACGACAAACUUGAGGACUUGAGACUUGCUUGACUUACAUUGAUAAACGACUUGAGACUUGACUUAGACUUGAGACAGCUGACUCGAAAGGACUUUUUAUUAAUGUAAUAACAAUGUAAUAUUUGCUUUUUUCAAGCUAUUGAGAAGUUACGUUUUGUUUUUGAAACAUGACUGGGUGAUUUUUUUUUGUGGAAUGUCGGCAAACCUGGCAACCUUCCAGAGUGUGGCAGACCAGCAGAGGCCAACGCGGGAGGCAGGAGGGGCUAGUCUCGCAUUGGCCAGGCUCCAGGCAUUCCUGCAUAGGAGGAAAACGUGCUCUGGUUUAUUGGUAUUUCUGUAAACCAGUUACAAUCGUCUUGGGCGUCGCUAAGCGCCGGACGGAGCCACGGUGCCGCUGAAAAAUAGCCUCGGGAAG